AUGAUGUUGGUAAAUGAGGAUCAGCAGCACCUGUCCACCACAAGCUCACCUGUUGAGAGACAAAAGAAGACUGCUACUAAAAGAAGGCAUGAUGAUAAUACUGGGAGUGAAAGUGACGUGGAUAAGGAAGAGCAACAACAGACCCCCAAAAGGCCCUGUGUUGACUGGAGUGAUGAUGAAGUGGAUGGAAAGGACCAGCCCGUGGACAUUGCACCCCGUCUUGAGAGGCGAAAAAAGACCUCAACUAAACAAAAACCUGAAGAAGAUUCAGAUGAAGAGGAACAAAGUGUCACUGCUGCACCGUAUGCAACGGGUGGAAAGAAGACUAUAAUGAAAAGUGGAAAAACAGAUAGAAAAAUCCAAGUUAAGAGACCCUGGACCAAAGAAGAGAAGGAUGCAGUCCAGCAAAGGAUGACAAAGUUCAUCGCACUGAAGAAGGUGCCAGCAAAGCAUGACUGCCUGCUGUGCAUUAGUAAAGUAUCGCCGGUCCUGAGCACUCGGACGUGGAAGGACGUGAAAUAUUUUGUGUAUAAUGAGAUCAUCAAAACUAAGAGAAAGCUUGAAUUUUAAAGAGGUGGAAUUACUAAGUUGGC
Molecule: messenger RNA, 593 nt
Organism: Stegastes partitus (bicolor damselfish)
Lineage: Eukaryota; Metazoa; Chordata; Actinopteri; Pomacentridae
Product: transcriptional regulator ATRX homolog
Exons: 6
Coding region: 1-570 (189 amino acids)
Source: RefSeq, a predicted model, not a curated record